GUGCGUAGAUAGUGGGCUGUUCUAUGCUGCUUCUGGUGCGCGCUGUGACUACAGUAGAUGUCAGCCCUCGGCGGGGGUUUUGCUUUUCCUCUGGCAUUUUGUGACCUGAGCUCAAGUUCAUUUUUCUCACAACCGAAGUGAUUCAAGUCAUUCGGCUUACAUCGGUGGUUUUGGGGUCUCGUGGUGGAUGUUUAGUAUCGACCGUAACUGGUGAGGAGCGAUGGCGGUGCGAUCCUUUUACUGUGUUCUCACGGAAACACCACAGUUUCCCUUUUUUCAUUCAGGGAUGUCCAAACUUUUCCCAGCGAGGGCUGAAAAACGAAAACAUGUAAGGGCCACUAUGAUAUUUUGUGAAGAUUUGCUAAGAAGUUAUAUAUAUUCAAGAAAAAACUGCCUCUCAGCUUAUUAUUAGUAUCAACUUUCGUCUUUGAUAGUGAUGUGCGAUACCACAGAGAUGCCCAAACGGAGAUUCGAACCCAGGCUGGUUCCAGACCCUACCGUGUUGAAUGAAUUCACGCAAUAUAGGAAUCAAUGUUAAUAAAUGUGUAGUGCAUAGAAACCUGUUUAUGACUUUCUAAAUACGGGUUUUAACAUUAUUAGAGCCCUCUAGGCAUGAAAUAACACCCCUAUAGUUACCUUUACACUCCUGUUAUUCUUUGUCUACACCGCAUUGCGACUCUUAUGCUGCAGGGACUUGAGAUGGCUGCCAGCUGGAACACUAACAAGCUAACCAGUUAGCCUCAAGUUUAUUUCUUCUAAAGUUAAGAUGACAAAAACUUACCACUUCCACACGGAAUGGGAGGAGAACUUUUUUUCCACUCUAUCAUGUCGGACGUGCUGACUUCAUAACUUCAUGCUUCGUUCACUGACUCAGUCAAUCGCAGCCAUUUUUCUUCAGUAGCGGACAUUUGAGAUCAUUUUGACUGAUCUUUCAAAUGUGAAUUCAUACCUUUCAAGCAUACCUUUUGACACAAUAUACCAACAUAAACAACACAAAAGGGGCUUGUUUUACACCAAAAUAACAAUUUAGUUGCUCUCAUGUUUUUGUGUCAAGGACAGUGGUUUCAUGUGAUUUCUGAGUUAAUUUAAAAUGUGGAAACGGGUUCAUAGCUGGUAAAUAAAUAUGUUUCAAACGUACAGUAAAAAUGGUUAAAAAGCUACAAGUGAGACAUCUUCUCCCAAAAGAAUCGUUUCGGUGGCAGCAAGAGUGAGUGCUCGUCACGCUAGUAGACAAUCUUUGACGUUUUCCCCUCUCUCCGUGAAGCACAAGCUAGCAACGGCAGAAAGGAAGUUUGACAAAGCUCACAAACAAGCUGUGUUUGCUCUAAAUCGUUUGAGCCUUGGGAAACUUUGGUCUUUGUGAGUAUCUGUGUGUGCAAAGUACUUAAGAUAUCCAUCUCAAAAGUUCCUGAACUAUUCUUUGAACGUGUUUGUAAACUUGAUGGUGUUUAUGUGGCUGUUAGCUACUGUAUGUAUCAGCUAGCUACUCCUGUUAGCAUACUUAAUGUACAAGUACAUUUAUUAGGGGUGCAACGAUACACAAAAGUCACGUUUCUAUUCCGUUCGAUACGUUUCUGUUUGGGUUUGAUACUUUUUCGACACACAAAAAAAUGACCUUGCCUUUUGAAUUAAAACAUUUUUCAACAUUUUCAGCAUUUUAUGAAUGUGGGAGGCGGAGCUUGAGAGUGCAACCCAGGCAAGAGCAGUCCAUCGCAGAUACACCGAGCUUUCAGCACAGAGAGGCGUGCCCUGCGAUUGGCUGUCGACCAGUCCAGGGUGUACCUCGCCUCUCACCCCAAGUCAGCUGCGAUAGGCUCCAUCGUACCCCCACGACGCUAGUGAGGAUGAGUGGAAUAGAAAAUGGAUGGAUGGACGGACAUUUGAAAUUGCGUGUGAGCAUGCGUGUGCGCAUGUGUGCGUGUGCAUGUGCUAAAAUGUCUCUACGAUGCGUAACCUUCUGCAUGCUGCACUCCUCCACACUCUUCCACGUCCUCCUUCCUGUCAUGUGUGAUUUUUCCGUUCACUUGAUCUCUGCCGAGCUCUCAUCAAAUGCACUUCUGCCACCUUGUGGCCGUUUUUAUGGCUUAAAUUUGCUCCGAAGUGAAAUGCAUUAGUGGAGAGUUGCAUCAUCACCUCUGAAAAGGCGUCUAAAUACUUUGUUGGUAUUGAAUGAGUUAAAAUGUGAAUUUCUGAAAAAACGCGACAUAGCGAGCGUGCGGUGAUUGAACGGCGACACUGCGAGGGACGACCGCACACACGCACACACUCAAGCGUCACACUGAAGGCCUUUGAAAGAGCGAGACAAUCAAAAGUUGGGCUGCUAUUCUUUGUGUCCAGUCAGGCUGCAGGAUGUGGAGUUAGUGUUUUUGUUUAGGCGGACAUUUUUAGAAGACAAAACAAUGCCAGCGACGUCAUCAGAGUGCAGGGCCGACCCUCUCACACACACGCACAACAAUGGACACACGCACACACACAAUCAACACUCGGCUGGGGAAGUGUGCAGAAUACCAAUGUGUGAUGCAUGAGGAGAAUGAUGCAUUCACUGCCUUAAAUUAGCAGGGAUUUUACAGGACUGUAAGACUGGUGUACAGACAAAUGGUGACACACACACAUAUUGUGAGACAUUUCCUGCUUUGCUUUUCCCCUUCACCUUGUGUAGUAGCUUCUAUAUUUAGCUCCGUGCAUGAAAGGCAGGAACACUAAGUCGGGCAAACAAUUGCAGGAAGUCCAGCGGCCGUGUGGACAAACACGUCGCAAACUGGGAUCAGUGCAAGGAUAAGUCAAGAUCGAGGAGAUUGGUUCUAGUUGGUGUUAUGUCGGGUGUGGAAAGAUGUCGUUGAACUCGUUCAAGCCCAGCCGUUUUUCACAAGACAACCCCACGGAAUAUUGUGUUCUGUGGCUAUACAAACGUGGAACCUACCGAAAAAAAGAUUAGCGUCCCGUCUUUCAUCAAAAAAAAAAAAGUUUGUUUCUACCUCUUUCUGUUCUUUAGUAAUCAGCAGUAGAACAUAUGUAAGUUUCAGGAAAAUAUCAGUUCCUGACUAAAAAAAGGGAGCUUUUUGUGAAAAGUUACAUACCACAACACAAACAAGACAUCAAAAUAACAAUGUAUUUACAAAUAUAACACCAUGAACUCUUUACAAUUUUCACAUUUGGAACUAAACUAUGCGUGUGUGCGUGUGCAUGUGUUAAAAUGUCCCUACAAUGCGUAACCUUCUGCACGCUACACUCCUCCACGCUCUCUCGCUUUUAUUGCAGGUUUGAACGAUCAGACAACAGACACAAUACUCCCUCAUAACAACACAGGCUACUCUUGCAGCCGUAACCACGCCAAGCUAAAACUCAACUCUGAACAUCCAACGUCACUUCCUGUGUGCCCCCAACUCAGGUCCCCUUGGGGGACCAACACACACACAAGCAAGUCUUAUUUAUGUCUUAUUUUCUCUUAUUAUGUCUACUAUAUUGGGCGAUAGGAGUGUAAAGGUGACUAUAAGGGUGUUAUUUCAUGUCUGCUGCUCAUCUCGUCCAACAAAUUCAAUUAUUUUUCGGGUUAUUAGCUUAACCAUCUGACUGUCACACGCUGCACACUACACAGCAGGAAAGGGUCGCUGCAGGCUGCAAUAGUGCUAGCCACAGCCGAUCGGCGAUCAUGCUAUUCUUUUACGGAAAUCGGCCAAUACUGAUCGGUGGCUGAUCAAUCGGAGCAUCCGGAGUUAAAAUAGUUGUGUUUUUAUGUUGAACUCGUAUUGGUACUUGUAUUGUAUAUUUCCUAUCUACGGUUUGAGCGUUAAGUUGCCGUGUGAUGACUUUAGCCUUCCUUGUAAGAUGACACCCUGAGUCAGACUGUCAUACUGAGUAAUGACCUCCUGCCAUUUCCGAUGGCUUGGCAAGGUUGUCGUGAGUGCACUGAUAGCUCGCCCUGCCAAAGAAAGAGCUAGCGUUUCCUCACUUAGCCGCGAGCGGCGCAGUAUUUAAACGAUUAGUAGUAGUUCUGAUUUCUCAAGGAGAUGUCACGAGAUUAGGGUUCACCGUUAAAGAUAAAAGUGAGCGGCUCAUCCGCCAGAAUUUACGGUAAUUCACUUAUCACGGUCAGGUACUUAACCGCCGUAAACGACAUUUCUGACCCACGAUCUAGAUUAACUUUGGCAGCAGUUGACAAAGCAUGCAUGCGUGCAUGUGCUGCAAUGAUCUUUAUUCAUGCAAGGCUGUUAACAAAAAGCAGGUUUAUUUUUCCAUAGAGCUUCACGAUGGUCGUAAAUGUAAGACACAGACAACCUGCAGUGUUGCUGUGUGUGCGUGUGUGUGUGGUCACAUGGCUGGGAUCCUGCAGUGUUUACUAACAAGAGGAGGUCAUAUUGUGUUGUCUAAUCAGCGCCGAGCUCUGCUGCAGCUUGGAGCGUCUAAAAGCAGAAAUCUCCGUGAAGGAAGCACUUCUGGUGUGGAUGCUUUACUCUCACGCUGCCUUGCGCUGGGAGCGGGUAUCAUCACGGUUGGCGUUCUGCGUGUGCGUAUGUACAGUUCCUCUUGCUGUCAGACAUACUUUGGUGCGGACGAGUGACGAGUGACCCCUCCACCCUGCCACCAUGGGAACAUCAGCUCUGGGAAAGGAAGCUUCUCUUGAGGCGCUCCUCAAUGAGUCCAUCCAUGCAUUUGACGACAAUGGAGAGCUGGAGGCCAACCUACCUCGCAUGCUUCUGCUGAUGCAUCGCUGGUACAUCACAUCUUCAGAACUGGCUGGAAAGCUACUCAUGAUGUACCGUGAGUGCAAAGGUGAUGACUGCCAGAGAAGCAGACUCAAGAUUUGUUACUUAAUGAGAUAUUGGAUAGUGUCGUUCCCCGCAGAGUUCAACCUGGAUUUGGGUCUGAUCAGGAUAACGGAGGAGUUCCGAGAAGUGGCUGCGAAGCUUGGCUCUGAGGAGCAUUUCAAACUCAUUGACAUCUCCACCAUUCCUUCGUACGACUGGAUGCGUAAGUUGACCCAGCGUAAAAAGCAGGUGAAGAAAGGCAAAGCUUCGCUGUUGUUUGACCACCUCAAGCCCAUGGAGCUGGCGGAACACCUGACCUUCUUGGAGUUCAAGUCCUUCAGGAGGAUAUCGUUCCCUGAUUACAAGAGCUAUGUGAUGCAUGGCUGCCUGGUGGACAACCCAACACUGGAGCGCUCCAUUGCUCUGUUCAAUGGGGUUUCACAGUGGGUCCAACUCAUGGUCCUGAGCAAACUAACACCUCCAACCAGGGCAGAAGUCAUCACCAAAUACAUCCACGUGGCUCAGAAACUUCGGCAGCUGCAGAACUUCAACACUUUAAUGGCAGUGGUCGGGGGGCUGAGCCACAGUUCCAUUUGUCGACUGAAGGAGACUCAGUCCCAUCUGUCUGCAGAGGUCGUGAAGACGUGGAGCGAGAUGACAGAACUGGUGUCUUCCAACAAUAACUAUUCCUGCUACCGCAAGGCCUUCAGUGAGUGCCACGGCUUUAAAAUCCCCAUCCUGGGCGUGCACCUCAAGGACCUCAUAGCCGUGCAUGUGGUCUUUCCCGACUGGGCGGAAGAGCGCAAUAAGGUGAACCUGGUGAAGAUGCAGCAGCUCUACGUCAUGUUCAACGAGCUGGUGUCUUUGCAGAGCGCGGCGGCCCAAGCGGAGCCCAACAUGGACCUCAUCUACCUGCUAACACUUUCUUUAGACCUUUACUACACAGAAGACGAGAUUUAUGAGUUGUCAUUGCUAAGAGAACCACGGAACACGAAAUCACUGCCUACCUCUCCAACAACUCCCAACAAGACCCUUUUGCCCCUGGACUGGGCCUCAGGUGUCACCACCAAACCCAACCCCUCAGUGGUCAAUAAACACAUCAGGAAGGUGGUUGACUCUGUGUUCAGGAAUUAUGACCCCGACCACGAUGGUUAUAUUUCUCAAGAAGACUUUGAGAACAUUGCUGCUAAUUUUCCCUUCCUGGAAUCCUUCUGCGUUUUUGACCAAGAUCAAGAUGGGCUGAUCAGUAAAGAUGAGAUGAUCGCCUAUUUCCUUCGCGCAAACCCGCUGCUCCAGAUUCAAAUGGGUCCGGGAUUUAUGCAUAACUUCCAGGAAAUGACAUAUCUGAAGCCGACCUUCUGUGAACAUUGCGCUGGAUUUCUCUGGGGCAUUCUCAAACAGGGCUACAAGUGCAAAGACUGUGCUGUCAACUGCCAUAAACAAUGCAGGGAGCUGCUGGUUCUGGCUUGCAGGAAGCGCCUGCGUUUGGGUUCUCUGGGAUGUGUGACCCCUGAUGGACGAGCCCGCCGCUCGCUGCCCAGUGGUACCGACGAGGACGAGGUGUUUCACUUCUCUGCGGCCACGUCAGAAAGUCAGACUCGGGAGACAAAAAGCAUCACCCUGAUGACCGGCUCGGCCCAGAGGAUCUCUGUCCGCCUGCAGAGGGCCACCAUCAGCCAAGCCACUCAGACUGAACCUCUGUGGUCUGAACACAGCUGGGGGCCCACAGACGCCAGCUCUCACACCCUCCCCAAAAUGAAGCACCCGACUCACAAAGCUGCUGCCUGGUGGGAAAAGCAGGAAGACAAGCGGGGGCAGAAUGUUUUGGUCCAACGCAGCAGUCACUCUCAGAACACGACCGGUGUCCUUGGAGAGCUCGUGCAUGUGGCAGAUGGCAGGAUCACACCCACGGGGAAGGACAGCUGACUCGGCACGCGACGUGAAAGCUGCUCUCAGGGCUCCAGGAAGCCCACGACGGCUGCUGCCAACAAGGUCUCGUGUCUGGGAAGCCGCUCGUGGGAAGGUGUGAUCCGGAGAGGCUCCACGCACGGCGGAUAAAUGAACGCUCCUCCGACCUGAGACACGGAGGAACAUGGAACUUUGUUUGGAUUCUUAAGUAGCGUGUAGUUGAGUAAGUUCCUUUUCUUUCAGCUCCAGAUGGCACGCGGUUUGGAUGAGCGUUCAGACGCAAUUUAAGAAUAGCGUUUCAGCAGAACACGGACCUGCUGCUGCUGUUGUUGGCACGAAGAGGCAACCUUACACCCGCUGUGAGGACAUUUUUUACAACCAAAAAAUAUCAGACCACCACGUUGGCUUAAAAAAACAGAUUGUGCAAAAAAAAACUGAAAUAAAAAUUGCUGUAAACAUUUGUUCGGCCUGU
Molecule: messenger RNA, 7125 nt
Organism: Dunckerocampus dactyliophorus (ringed pipefish)
Lineage: Eukaryota; Metazoa; Chordata; Actinopteri; Syngnathiformes; Syngnathidae
Gene: rasgrp3
Product: RAS guanyl releasing protein 3 (calcium and DAG-regulated)
Exons: 17
Coding region: 4584-6671 (695 amino acids)
Biological process (GO): Ras protein signal transduction; positive regulation of GTPase activity
Cellular component (GO): plasma membrane
Molecular function (GO): guanyl-nucleotide exchange factor activity; calcium ion binding
Source: RefSeq, a predicted model, not a curated record